AAAAAUUAUUGAAUUCGUUUUGUGCGAAAGAGAGGGAAAUAGUCUUUUGCUCGUGACACCUCUGUAUACCCUGUGCUGUGCACGACACACAAACACAGGUAUUUCUGCGCAGCUUCGAGAGAAUUUAUGUUUUUUUUUGCCAGGAUGGCAAUUAUUUUACAAAACAGCUGCUGUCAGACAAAAAUUGUGUAAAAAUAAUUUUUUGUGUAAUUCUUUAUUUUUAAACAAAAAAAAACGUAAUUAAUCAAUGUAUUAAGCUCGACUUACACUGUUGUUCUGCCCACAAAAAAGGAAUAAGUUAUUAAUUAAAAAGUAUCAUGACUUCUAGUCUAGGGUUUUAUUUAAAACCAAAAGUAUUGGAGUCAAACAGUUUUGAAGACGACGAUUUAUUUGAAAAUGAGGAGGACGAUGAAGAUUUUGAUAAUCAAGGAUAUUUACAGGAAGUACCUUAUACUUCCAGUAGUGUAGAUAGAAGUUCUAUUGGUUCCAUUCCCUGGGCUGACGAUGCAAUCAAAAUUAACAAAAUGGAAUGGGAAAAAGUUGAAAAAAUGUUGAGUGGUUUGGAGGCGUUAACAGCAGCAGAGGAUGAUUUGAGAAAGGAAAUUUUGGACUGGCAAAAUAAAUUUCCACAACUACUAAAUAAAAGCAAAUAUAAAAUGAAAAAUUUAAGUACAGACUCUUUAGAUAUAGAAUCCUUGCCUAGUAUUGAUUUAACAUCUGAGGAAGAAGAUGAAGAAACUGAAGAUAAAUUAACUUUAACCAGAGAUCGCAUGGCGGAGGUAUCAAUAACUCCCACACCACCCAUACAGAAGUCGUCGGAAGAGGAUAACAACUUGUGUCAACUAAUGGACAAUUUUACUCUUAAAUCGGUGCCUUUAAAAUUAAGUCAACGUGAAACCAGUAGAGCGCUAAUCAAUAAAAGAAAAUGUGCCAGCUCAACCUCCUCUUAUUCGAUGCGUUCUCCGCCAACGCCCCUACAACAAGUUCCUUUAGCCACUACUAACACCAACCGUUUUCGCAUGCCUCCCAUAUUAAAUGUAUUAGACUCUAGAAGGAAAUUUCGAAGUUUGGGCCAAAAGCAAAAUCCCAGUUUUGUACAAUUGACACAAAUCCAACAAGCCAAGUCGGCAGCUGUAGCACAAGAACAAAAAACGCGUUCCCGUUUUCAUACAGGACACCGGUCAGCUUGGCAUGUUCCCUUGGCAGCCAACCGUUUCUUUAACAAUCGUAAUUCAAUUAUUUUGCCAUCCAUAUCAAGUAGACAACAAGUUAUUCAGCAAUACAGCACACAGCCUACAACUACAUCAACAACCAGUGAGUUAGGCACCUCAAAUACAACGCCCUCAUCUAGCGGACCAAAGUCAAACUUAUUACGAACGAAUAAUAAUAAUAGCUUUACACACAACUUAUCGACCAAACACCACCUAGUCUUAGGUGGUUUUACGACGAAUGCCUCAACACAAACCAAUAGUUCGAAUACAACGACAUCUGGAAGAUCAAUAUCGGCUGCAGUACAAUAUCCAAGAGUUACUACAUUUAAUGCUUUAUAUUUACCGUAUAGUGCCUCGAAAUUUCACGCAUUCAAAUAAGAAAAUUUUCUAAUAUUGUAACAAAGAUAAUAAUAAACAAUUAUUUUUAUAUGUAAAUGAA
Lucilia sericata (common green bottle fly) is the source of this 1650-nucleotide messenger RNA. RefSeq lists its product as uncharacterized. The transcript has a single exon. NCBI's taxonomy places the organism in Eukaryota, Metazoa, Arthropoda, Insecta, Diptera, Calliphoridae. The record is from RefSeq and is a predicted model, not a curated record. The coding region runs from base 318 to 1589 and encodes 423 amino acids.